Messenger RNA from Anguilla rostrata (American eel), 2855 nucleotides. Its product is annotated as hexokinase-2-like. The record is from RefSeq and is a predicted model, not a curated record. Gene Ontology annotation, cellular component: cytosol; mitochondrion. Gene Ontology annotation, molecular function: D-glucose binding; ATP binding; glucokinase activity. The coding region runs from base 129 to 1649 and encodes 506 amino acids. NCBI's taxonomy places the organism in Eukaryota, Metazoa, Chordata, Actinopteri, Anguilliformes, Anguillidae. The transcript has 11 exons. Gene Ontology annotation, biological process: glycolytic process; glucose metabolic process; glucose 6-phosphate metabolic process.
AAGAAGAGGUGUGCCUCGCGUACAGUUGUUGGCCUACACAUACUCUAAGAUCAGGAAGUAGGUGAGAGACGGUAGGACAUACUUGAAAAGAGAAGUCGGAGAAAAAUCCUCUAAGCCUCAGCAUCCAGAUGAGCAGCACAGAGCAAGCCGAUGUCAAUGGCGCCCCCUGUGCCAAGCGUAGUAAACUUCGCCCGAACCCUCCAGAUCAGGAGUCUACCUUCGCCAACCUGCGUAAGGUGAAAGACUGGCUGCAGCCCUUCCAUUUGUCAGAGAAGACACUGCGUGAUGUGUCGGCCCGUCUGCACAAGGAUCUGAUCCGGGGACUGGGCAAGCACUCGCACCACAAUGCACCUGUCAAAAUGCUGCCCACCUUCGUGAGGGCCACUCCGGAUGGCACAGAGAAGGGGGACUACCUGGCGCUGGAUCUGGGCGGGACGAACUUCCGCGUGCUUCACGUGCGGGUGGUGGAGGACGAGCAGAGGGUGCUGAAGAUGGACAGCAAGAUCUGCGCCAUUCCUCAGGAGAUCAUGCUGGGCCCUGGAGAGAAGCUGUUUGACCACAUCGCCGCCUGUCUCUCUGAGUUCCUGGAGUCGCUGGGCCUUAAGGACCAGACCCUUCCGCUGGGGUUCACCUUCUCCUUCCCCUGCGAGCAGAUAGAAAUCGACAAGAGCAUCCUGAUCAGGUGGACGAAGGGGUUCAACUGCUCGGGAGUGGAGGGGCAGAAUGUGGUGGCGCUGCUGAGGGAGGCCAUUCGCAGGAGAGGGGACUAUGACAUCGGCUCUGUUGCCAUGGUGAAUGACACUGUGGGGACCAUGAUGAGCUGUGGAUAUCGAGACAGGAGCUGUGAAAUCGGCAUGAUAGUCGGGACGGGAACGAACGCAUGCUAUAUGGAGGAGAUGAAGAAUGUGAAGAGGGUGGAGGGGGAGGAUGGGCGCAUGUGCAUCAACACAGAGUGGGGGGGGUUCGGGGACGACGGCUCGCUCAGAGACAUCCAGACAGAGUUUGAUGUGGAGGUGGACCGCAAGUCGCUCAACCCAGGUGUACACACGUUUGAGAAGAUGAUCAGUGGGAUGUACCUCGGGGAGGUGGCGCGGCUGGUUCUCAUCAAGCUUGCCCAGGAGAACAUGCUUUUUGGGGGGAAGAUCUCUGAUGCCCUCCGUACACCGGAGAAAUUUGAAACCAGAUACAUUUCUGAAAUAGAGAAAGACGACACAGGACUGAGCCGCGCUCAGGAGAUCCUGUCGGAGCUGGGGCUGCCGGCUGGUCCCGAGGACUGCGAGAUUGUGCGUUUGGUGUGCGCCACCCUGUCCACCCGCUCUGCCCAGCUCUGCGCUGCGGCCCUGGCAACCAUCGCCAACCGCAUCCGUACCAACCGCAAGCUGGACCAUCUGCGCACUACUGUGGGGGUGGACGGCACGGUGUACAGGAAGCACCCCAAGUUCAGCCAGCGACUGCAUGAUGCGGUGCGCAUCCUGGCUCCCAAGUGCGACAUCCGCUUCCUGGUCUCGGAGGACGGAAGCGGGAAGGGCUCUGCCAUGGUGACCGCUGUUGCCCAGCGACUGGCUGCGCAGUCACACCUGCUGGAGGAGAGCGACGGGGACGAGGACAGCGAGGAGGAUGAAGAGGAAGAGGAAGAGGAAGAGGCAUGAAAACUAACUCUGCUAGAGGAGACACCAGAAAUGCCACACAGUUUUACAUGUCUGUUUAAAGCGUACCAAAGUGACAGUGCAAGCAGUACCUGCCCAGAAAUGCAGCCCAAUUUUAAUGUGUUUGUGUAGGGAACAACUGCCCAGAGAGGUGUGCCUAUGUGUCAUUUUUAAGUAUUCAUCAGGUUUGGCAAACAUAUACACCUGUUUACAUCACUGACUGGCUGAUUGAGCAAUGUUUAAAAGUCAUAAAAAUUAAAAGACAAUUAAGUUAAGGACAGCAAAGUCGUGACUGAUAUACUUUCAUGUGCUUAAACUGUUUGCUGAGAGAUUUUGUUUAUCAAUUUGAAAAUGUUUUCUAUAAAUUAUGCCCUUAGAAUCUGGAUCUGGACGUCCACAUUUUGCUCAAAAUGGGUGGGGUAGAAUGCACUGACUUUGGGACAACGUUAAUUUGCACUGAUAUUGAGACCUUCUUUUUUUUUUUUGCUUUAAUGUUGCAGACUACUUCACAGAUUUUACUGGCCCUUAAACUGGAGGGGCUCAGGCCCUAAAAAGUGUUGUGUUUUUGAAUUGAUGGACCGGGUGAAGUGUGGGGAUUGUUGGGUGGAGAGGGUAAAGUGGUAAUUUUUGGGUGGAAUUUUUGGGAAUUCUUAUAUUUCCAUGAAAUGAACAACCUGCCUUUCAUUAAAAUACAUUAGUCUACAUUACAUUACAGGCAUUUAGCAGACGCUCUUAUCCAGAGCGACUUGCACAACUUUUUACAUAGCAUUUACAUUGCAUCCAUUUAUACAGCUGGAUAUAUACUGAAGCAAUGCAGAUUAAAUUCCUUGUCCAAGGGUACAACGGCAGUGUAUCUACUCAGGAAUCGAACCUGGGAUCUUUUAGGUUACAAGCUCAGACCCUUAACCAUUAGGCUACACUGCCGCCCAUAUUGUAUGUUGUGAAAUGCAGCUGGUCUUUUUAAAAUUCUGUAUUCACAAGAUGAAUAAGAGCUGAAAUUAUGGGAUACUUAAAGUUCCUCUCACCUCGUGUUCUGGGGAAGUGUUUGACCCGGGACUCUGCUUUGGUUUGUGCCUCUCGAUAUGAACGCACAAUUACAGAUUUAGGAAACAGAUAAUAUUUCAAGAUGACUAAUAAUGGCAGAAAUAAAUUUGAAUGUAAAUGUGUUUCUCUUGAUCUUGAUGGAAAUUAAAAUAGCAUGUAUCAUCA